AGGUGGGUGGCUCAAACAAUUCGAUCGCCUUGAGCUUGAGAGCUUUGGGUCCGAACCUCGAUGACGGCGGUUCAUCCCCAGAUAUGCACUCUGGCAUCGCCCCACUCGCCGUCCAGCACAGCCGAGACCUACGUGGAUGCCGCGCUGACUUUUGAGGCAGGCCCUGAGGAGGUCAGGAUCUGGAAUGGUCGCGAUGAGGACCACAAGAUGGAAAAAGACGGCUUCGAGCUUUGCAAUGUGUCUCUGCCCCAGGAGGAGGUGGACUGGUACGAUCCACCGGCCGUGGCGGCUACGCUUUAUCCAAUGGCCGAGAAGGCGUUGCUGGACCUCAUGCCAGGCUCCAACAAGGUCAUCGUCUUCGACCACAUCGCGCGGAACGCCGGGCGCGUGGAGCAGGAGAUGCGGGAAGCGGGGCUGACGCAAGAGCUGAGCAGCGAGGAGGACGCGGCCAAUGGCUUGAAGACGCAGCUGCUGGCCGUCCCCGGACGCUUGGUCCACGGGGACUACACGGCGCGCUCGGGAGAUACGCGGACCAGGGAGCUGCUGGCACCGUGCGAGUCCGCGGAGAGGAUCGAGGCGGCCAUGCAGGGCCGCGUCGCCUUGGUUAACGUUUGGGUGCCGCUGUGCCCCGUCCUGCGGGACCCGCUGGCGCUGGCAGAGUGGCAGACCUGCCGCCCCGAGGACGUGAUCCGGGUGAAGCGGAUCCAUCCCCACCGCACAGGGGAGAUCUACCAUGGGCUUCGUGCAGCUGAACGCCAAAGGUGGGUCUAUUUUCCUGGCAUGGAGCCUGGCGAGGUGCUGGUCUUUAAGACCUACGACUCCGCGGAGGACCGGCCGCGCUUCGUGAUCCACUCCGCUUUUGUGGACCCCAGCUCUCCUCCCAGCGCCCCGGCGCGGGAGAGCAUCGAGCUGCGCUGCAUCGUCUUCUUCUCGGAGGUGCCCGAAGAUUUCGGCGCCCAAUUCGUGCCGCCCCACCUGGACCCCUCCUCUCCGGAUCAUGACUUGACUGCGCCGAAGGUUGAGAAGUCUGAGGCAAUGCCGGAGUGGUGAGGGGUGCACCGCAUUUUGUAGCCGGUGACGUGUCCAGAAUUCGAAUGAAUCUUCCCGGCUUGGCCAUGGUACCUAGCAACAGGGCAAGGGGUUACUUUCCUUGACUCUGGGCCGCGGGGUAUGGCUGCGGUGCAAAGGGAUGAGAAAUAUGUGAGUGUGACAGAGUGGCGUUGAAGUCGGCGUCCACCUUUUGUUGGCCGGUACCGGCGCAAGAAAACCACAUGCCAGCUGCAAAGUCAUUGGGUGA
Messenger RNA from Effrenium voratum, 1297 nucleotides. NCBI's taxonomy places the organism in Eukaryota, Dinophyceae, Suessiales, Symbiodiniaceae. The record is from the annotation of a GenBank genome assembly.